Molecule: messenger RNA, 2132 nt
Organism: Dimorphilus gyrociliatus
Lineage: Eukaryota; Metazoa; Annelida; Polychaeta; Dinophilidae
Source: the annotation of a GenBank genome assembly
GGAAACGUUAGCUUUUAUUAAAGGAUUUCGUAUUUGUCCACUUUGUAAACAUUCUUUUGUUUUAUUUUCGGCAACGAUCGUAAAGUUCUGUCAGUGAAGAGAGUUUGAUAAAAUCAUUAUGAUUUGCAUGCAUCUAUAAUUUAGCGAAAAUUUAUUGUAGUUUUAGCAUCCCAGCCUUUUCAUGUUAAGUAAGUGUUUGAUGAAUUUAUCAUAGGGAGUCUUCUAAUUUUGACCUUUCAUAGCUGGAAAUAUGACAUUGAUUUUCGGUAAUUAAAAUUAUGUCUUUUCGAAAACCGACGGGACAAAAGGACGGCUUAAAUCAUGCCGUUUCCAUUCAAGAUCGAUUUCAACAAAUGACGGCUCAGGAAAGACUAAUACAACAGAAAAAACAGGAAAUUGAAAAUAAAAAGAUGCUUAAAGAUCAAGAAGAUGCUAUGAAGUUAAUUGAAGAGAAAUCAAAAACUGAAAAAAAACAGGAAUCUACUAAACCGAUAAAUCUUCCAACUGGAAGUAAUAUGUUUCAAAAUGAUGGAAGCUUUAUAGAAAAAUUUAAACGAUUACAAGAAAUGAAAGCAAGUCCACAAGAAGUCAACGCAAAUACUAAUCAGCAAUUUUCUUCGGUUCAAACAACAAAUCAGUGUACAGAAUUGCAACCACAUCUGCAGGAACCUCCAUUGCUACAAAACUUUGAAGGUUCUCAAAUUGUACAAGAUUUGAUGUCACCUCAACAGUGUAUAAUUGGUCAACAGCAGGCUCCUUCGUCAAAUAAUUUUCCAUUUAAUCCUUCAUUAUCCCAAAAUGCAAACCAAUAUGCAUCAAUAGCUCAUCAAUUUCCUGUUCAGCAGCAAAUUCAACAAAAUUUCCCUCCACCAGUCAACUUACCAAUUCCAAUAAGUAAUAAUACAAUGCCGCUGCAGUUCAAUAUGAGUCAAUCUUCGCAAGCGGUUCCACCCCCUGUUAUACUUCCACCCUCUGUUCUGCCAAUAACAACCUGCUCCUCAGCAAUUAGUGGAAUUAUGCCUACUGAUGAAGAUGAAUAUGACCCAAUGAAUCCUACUGAUGAUUUAGACCAAGAAGAAAAAGAUAUAGAAAAUCAUAAUAUCCUGUCUGACUCUAAACCUAUUUUAAAGAUCAGUCUAGCCAGAGCUCAAAAGCGCACCAUAGAAACCGCCGAUGAAGAUACGAGUCAAGAAAUCACUCCGGAAGAUAAGUCGAUCGAUGAAUCAAGCGCUUCUAAACGUAAGAGAAAAAAAUCUAGAUGGGCCACGUCGGAAGAUAAUUCAUCAACAUCAGAAGUUAUUCAAACAUCUCCUCCUAUAAUACCUCCUGAUAUCCCCACUUUAGCAAUUCCUGGUCCUAUAGGAGUUGUAACGCCCGUACUAGGAGGAUGCGCCACAGCGCUUGUUACUCAACCAACGCCAAUCCCAGGAACUAUCAACAUUACACCGGAAUCUGCAAUGAACGCCCAAUAUGCUCGCCAAGUCACAGGCGCUGAUCAUUUAACUCUAGAGCAGAAAAAGCAAAUUCAGGAGCAACAAAAGAUGAAUGCCGUCGCUGAGUACUUUUUGGCGAAAAGAAAGGCCAUGGAAGCUCAGGCUAAGGCAUUGGAAAUUGGCUUGAAAAUUAAACCAAAAUAUGAAUACGAUUCCGACGAAGAUACAGACGGUGGAACAUGGGAACAUAAAAGAAGAAUGAACGAAAUGCAAGCAACAGCUGAAUGGGCUGAGAAAUUAUCAAUGAUGGGAGAAGGAAAGCACCAUAUUGGAGACUUCUUACCGCCAGAAGAGUUAAAUAAGUUUAUGGAUACGUUUCAAUCGUUAAAAGAUGGGAAACAGCCCGAAUUGUCAGAUUAUAAAGAAUUUAAAUUAAAAUGCGAUAAUAUAGGAUAUAAAAUGCUUCAAAAAAUGGGUUGGCAAGAUGGAGAAGGGUUGGGAAGCAGCUCUCAAGGCACCGUGGAACCUGUGAAUAAAGGCAAACAACCUGCCUAUGGCGGAGGUUUAGGAUUAACUACAGAUAUGCCAGGAGGUCUUUCAAAGGAUGACGACGAAUUUGAAGCGUAUCGAAAACGAAUGAUGUUGGCUUAUAGGUUUAGGCCAAAUCCUUUGAACAAUCCAAGACGCCCCUACUAUUGA